Molecule: messenger RNA, 4459 nt
Organism: Cydia pomonella (codling moth)
Lineage: Eukaryota; Metazoa; Arthropoda; Insecta; Lepidoptera; Tortricidae
Exons: 1
Coding region: 211-3507 (1098 amino acids)
Molecular function (GO): nucleic acid binding
Source: RefSeq, a predicted model, not a curated record
CGGGAAACAGCUGAGUCCAGCCCUACUAAGGAAACCGUAUCCUUUAUAAACUUAAAUAACCAUAAAGUGUUGUUAAAAGUUGUGCCGAUAAAAAUACGCGGACCUAAUGGUGUGUUUACGUCAACUGCAUUUUUAGAUGACGGAAGUAGUAUCAGUCUUAUCAGUAAAUCGCUCGCCGAGCGCGCCGGCCUGCGCGGGCGCACUGAGACUAUGCGAGUGAGCGGAGCGUGGAGAGAUAGCGAUUUAGAGUGUACUACUACAGUUAUGUCUAUCGAUGUAUCUAGCCUUAAUGGUAGCGAUGUUUUUAAUAUCAGUUUACGAGCUGUAGAUAAUUUGCAAAUACCUGAGCAGGACUUUAGGUCCAUUGAUUGUAAUAAAUUUGCCCACUUACAGAAGUUAAAAGACAAAUGGUCACCUAAUCUAAUUUCUUGUAAACCUGAAGUUUUAAUUGGGCAGGAUAAUUAUGAUUUAAUUAUGCCGUUAGAAAUAUGUAAAGGUAAACCCUUUGAGCCGUUCGCUACGCGCACUGUCUUAGGUUGGUCCGUCCAUGGGAAGAUGCGCGCCCCGCACGGCCGAUGCACCCGCGCCGCCCACAACCUGCUGAUAGCGGCGGAGGGCGCCGGCGCGCCCUGCCCGAGCGCCCACGAUGACGCGCUCCGCGACCUUCAUGAGGAAGUAAGGCGUUAUUUUUCUAUUGACUCUCUAGGUGUGUGUAACAAGCCUCGUCAAAACAGCGAUGACGUCCGUGCCUUAGCCCAAUUAGACCACACGACGACCUUCGCUGACGGCAGGUGGCAAGUAGGUCUGCCGUGGCGCGACGAGAACAGCGUGAUGCCUGACAGUUACCCUAACGCUCUAAAUAGGUUAAAGGGAGUUGAGAAGAAAAUGGCUGCAAACAGUGAGUAUGCUCAAAGGUACACGGAUCGAGUAAAUCAUUUGUUCCACAAUGAUUUUGCAAGGGAGGUCAGUGACCCGCGAUCCACUUCCCCUCACACAUGGUACCUACCUCAUCAUGGGGUGGACAAUUUAAAUAAGAAAAAACUUCGUCUUGUUUUUGAUUGUGCCGCAAAAAGUAAAGGUACAUCGUUGAACGAUUACCUACUUCAAGGUCCCGACCUACUCGCGUCCCUAUUCGGCAUUAUGGUACGAUUUAGAGAGAAUAGGUACGCUGUGGCCGGGGAUUUGCGUGACAUGUUCCUAAGGGUCAAAAUACGACCCGAGGACCAGGACGCACUUAGGUUUUUAUGGAGGACUGACCCUAAACAGCCAGUCAAAACGUAUGCUAUGACGUCACUAGUGUUUGGCGCUAAUUCGUCCCCUUUUAUCGCCCAGUACGUAAAAAACAGGAAUGCACAGCGUUACGCGUCCGCAAUGCCUGCUGCAGUUGCUGCCAUCUGCGAGCAACACUACAUGGACGAUUACUUGGACAGUUUGCCAGACGAGGCCGCAGCUAUAAAAAUGGUAAAAGACGUUACUUUUAUUCACAAACAGGGCGGGUUCGACAUGUGCAACUGGACAAGUAACAGCGAGGCAGUAUUGGACAGCGUGCCGAAAGAAGCCUUAGGCAAUGCAGCCUUAAGGUUCAAAUUAGAUCAACAGCAAGAAGGUGAGAGAACGCUUGGUCUUAUCUGGUACCCCGCUACAGAUGAGUUUGGGUUUGACUUGUCACUCAAACGCAUACCUAGCGAUAUAGUUAGCGGUAAACAAGUACCUACUAAAAGGAUCAUGCUUCGUGUAAUAAUGUCGAUAUUCGACGUGUUUGGUUUCUUAUCUCCAUUCACUAUUCAAGGUAAGAUAAUGCUACAGUCUUUAUGGCAGUUAUCCGUCGAUUGGGACGAAAAUAUUCCAAAUAAUAUUUUCGCUAAGUGGAUUGAAUGGAUUAAUCUUUUAAAAGAAAUGCGUUAUGUACGUAUACCUAGAUGUUACUUAAGUCCCCUAGGAUCAAACGGCCUGGGUAGCCGAGCGACGGCAGGGUCGCCGGGCAGUGCUACGACGCGCGUAGCCGAUGACUCCUCCCCCGCGCGGCCCGCGACCGCCGCACCGCCUGCGCAUACUACGCCGCCACCUACCUAUGAGCCGCGUAGCAACGCUACGCCAAGUACGCCGGCAUCAACUACGAAUAUUUAUUAUGGUAAUAAUUUAGAGAUGCAUAUUUUUUGCGAUGCGUCUACCAAAGCAAUGUGUGCAGUUGCUUAUUGGCGCUGGAUUUAUAAUAAUAAAAUAUGCAUCGCCUUUAUAGCAAGUAAGUGCAGAGUCUUACCCGUGAAACCUUUGUUGACUGUACCUCGUGCAGAGUUACAGUCCGCUCUUUUGGCAGCGAGACUUGCGGACAGUCUACAAAAGGACCACAGGUUAGUGGUACAGCGCCGCUAUUUUUGGAGCGAUUCCACCACAUUCCUUCACUGGGUUAAGAAUGACGCGCGCAAUUAUAAGACAUUCGUAGCAAACCGGUUGGGCGCUAUUGAUGAGCUCACGCGCAGUAAUGAAUGGCGGUACGUACCUACUAAAUUGAACGUUGCGGAUAUUGCAACGCGCGAGACUUAUGACGACAGUCUCUUCCAAAACGAGUGGUUAAAGGGCCCUUCGUUCUUGAGAAGCGACGAGUCCUCCUGGCCGCUUAAUAUUGUCGGCCCUGCAGCUGGUGAACCUGAAAGGUCAGAAAUUAUAAAUAUAAUUAAUGACUUAUCUGCUACAUACUUACCUGUAUUUAAUCCGGAGCGCUUUUCUUCGUGGUUGCGGCUAUUGAGGAGCACAUAUCAUGUGUUAGUAUUCGUGCAUAAAUGUCGAAAGCAGACUUACGAUGACUCUGAGUUGAUGCGGCGAGCCGAGCUGCUCCUGGUGCGACAGGCACAAGAAGAGUGCUUUGGCGCGGAGUUAGCUGCGAUUAGAAAAGGUAUGAGUCUCGAAAGAAAUAGCCGAAUACUUACCUGGUCACCUUACCUGGAUGAUUGUGGAGUCCUACGCUGCGGCGGCCGUAUUAGUGCCGCACAGGGUGUCAAUGCUGAUACAAAAUACCCGAUCAUUUUGGAUGGGCGGCACCAUGUGACGCGAUUGCUCGUUAAGCAUUAUCACGUAAGGGCUGCGCACGAUUACCAGGAAACCGUGGUUAACAAUCUUAAGGAAAAAUAUGCAAUCACGAGGAUAAGACCAACGGUUAAACAUGUAGCUACUAGAUGUAUGUAUUGUAAAAUACGUAAGGCGCAACCACAUGUACCUGUAAUGGGUGAGUUACCUCCAGGUCGAAUGGCACAUCACCAGAGGCCAUUCACACACUGCGGCCUCGACUUGUUCGGCCCAAUGGAGGUGGUGGUCGGCAGAGGACGCCAAAAGAGGUAUGGGGUCAUUUUUACCUGCCUCACUGUAAGGGCGAUCCAUUUGGAGAUCGUACAUUCUCUCACCACCGACUCUCUCAUUAUGGCGUUACGGCGUAUGGCGGCGCGUCGAGGAUGGCCAGACUGUUUCUACUCGGAUAACGGUACCAACCUACGGGCGCUGAUACCGAGUUGAAACGCUCUGUGCAGGAACUCGACAACAAAGCUGUCAAUGACUUUGCAUUGACCAACGGUUCGAGUUGGAAGUUUAUACCUCCCGCAAGUCCCCAUUGGGGUGGGGCAUGGGAGCGACUCAUACGCAGCGUUAAGAAAAGCCUUAGCGUUGUCCUUAAAGAGCGGGCACCGAAGGAUGAAGUUCUUAGCACUCUUAUGGCGGAGGUUGAGAAUAUUGUGAACAGCCGCCCGUUAACCCACGUCUCCGUGGAACCAGGUAGCGACGGCGCUCUGACGCCGAACCACUUCCUUCUCCACUCUUCUCCUAAUACCCCCGCUUUGGGUGCCUUUGACGAUUCCGACUUAUUCCUUCGGAAGCAAUGGCGGAAGAGUCAAAGGCUAGCCGAUAUGUAUUGGCAGAGGUGGGUAAAGGAAUACUUACCGGAGCUACUCCCUAGAAGGAAAUGGAACAAUGAGCAAACUCCACUCAAGGUAGGAGACUUAGUUUUAGUUGUAGAUCCGGGAGCACCACGCAAUGUGUGGCCGAAGGCAGUCGUCCAGCAGGUAUUUCCAGGUAGAGACGGUCGGAUCAGACUGGUCGAAGUAAAAACUAAAUCUGGCGUCUUUAAACGGCCUGCGGCGCGCGUCGCUAGAAUCCCUUUGGUUAAUGAGUGCUGAGCCAGCACUGGGGUGGGGCGUGUUAGCGACGUGCUCAAAAUGGGUUUUUCUCUUUAUUUUAAUUUGUUUUAAUAUGGUGGUACUCUCAUAAUCUGUACAAUGUUAGUUUUAAGCUGAAAUUUGAAGGUAAAUAUAUAUACGUGUGACGCAGCGACAAGGUUCCAACGGGUUUUGUUUUUUGACCACGCGUCAGUCGGCUUGUCUAUCCGCGCGCGACACACGUACAUAUCGCUCUCAUAUAAAAUUCACGUGGUGUCUGUAACUUUUGGAAAUUAAACUGUUUUUCGUAAUCCGUA